Messenger RNA from Paramecium primaurelia, 578 nucleotides. NCBI's taxonomy places the organism in Eukaryota, Ciliophora, Oligohymenophorea, Peniculida, Parameciidae. The record is from the annotation of a GenBank genome assembly.
AUGAUUAUCAAUUAUUUUAUUGUUGAUGCUGAGCACUUUAGAAAUAAAUAGAAAUAUUAAACUGUUGGUGAAUAUGAGUUUCCAUUUGAAGAAUUUUAUACUAAGAUACAACUAUAACAAUUAUUGUAAGAAAAUCAUAAAUUCUACUUAGAUAAUAUGAGUCUGAUGAUAGUGAUGAAGAUUAGAAAGAAUUUAUAGGAAUGAACUAAGAAAAGAAUACUGAUAUUGAAAUUAUCAUGACUCAAAUGGAACUGUAAACAUAAAGUAGACCAGAUAUUGGACUUUUUGCUCAGGGAUAAUCGAUAUUAAAUUAAGUUAAUAUUUCUGAAAAUCAUUUUUAGAAAUAAGUUAAAUAGUUCAAUAUAUCUGAAUUGAUAGUUAAGGAAUCUGAAAAAGCUUUGGGGGAGAGUUUUAUAAAUUAUGACAUUAAUAAUUUUAAACCAGAUGAAUUGAAUUCGAUAAUCAAUUGUUAAUAAAUAUCAGAAAGUGAUUUAUAAAGUUUGCAUGUUAAUAACAAGAAUACUAAGGAGGAAAUAAAUAAAUUGUAUGAAGAGUUUGGUAUCUAAAUCAAAUAAUGA